AUGUUCCACCGUGCCAGACAAUCUGGUGCGCCUUUGCGCGGAGGACAUGGACUUGGACGCACCAUUCUCUUUCCAUUCCCUUACGCAUCAGCUGCACUCCCCAGCUCACAUGGUGCCCCAAUGAACCCUCAUCCUCACGCACCGUCCAACAUACGAUGGAUUAACAAAAAAGAGAUGAAUGUCCGCACAGAGGACGGCAUCAGCCUGUGCCAAAGGGCUCUCCAAAUAGUGACGGAGCUGUGUCUUGCCGGGCACGUCGACCGGGAGAAAUGCGCGGAUAUAUUUCCACUGGAGAGCAACAUACCAGACAUCUCUGUAAGUCUCCUAGCUCUGGUCGUAGGUUUCUGUGGGCUCGCCCUUUUGGUAGUCUCUCUCUUUGUCUUUUGGAAGCUGUGCUGGCCCAUUUGGAGAAGCAAGGCACUCUCAUCCAAUGCUGACAGCUAUCCGCUGGGGGUGCAUCCCGAGGCCCCCCCAGCCCCGGCCCCGACUCCGGUGUCUCGUUCUGUUUCAACUCAUCCAGAGACCAAUGCAAUUGGAAAUGUGGGAAGGCAGCCAUCGCACAUCCAGCACGAGGAUGAGGAGGAUAAGAAGAGGAAGGUACCAGAAGUAAAGGUCAAUGGACGGAGCUCGGUUAAGAUUUUGGAGGCGGCCAUGAAGAUCAGCCAGACGUUGCCAGACAUCCCUGCUGAGGUGCAGCAGGCACUGCGUGACCGUCUGAGCAAGCAGGCCAAAAUCCAGAGGCAGACAACUGAACCUACCUCGUCCUCCAGGCACAAUUCUUUCCGCCGACACCUGCCACGGCAGAAGAAUGUGACCAGUGUGGACUUCACCAUGGACGCUCUACCUGUGCGCCAGUCUUCUGCAGUCAGUAUCGGUCGUAUCAAACCUGAGCUGUACAAGCAGAAGUCUGUGGACUCUGAAGAGGGCGCCAAGGAGCCAGUAGAGACGUGCGGCAAGCUGAGCUUUGCCCUCAGCUACGACUACGAGGAACAAGCUCUAGUGGUUCGUAUUCUAAAGGCUCUGGAACUGCCUGCUAAAGACUUCACGGGCACCUCCGACCCCUACGUGAAGAUCUACCUGCUUCCAGAGCGCAAAAAGAAGUUUCAGACGAGGGUCCACCGCAAGACGCUCAACCCCAUGUUCGACGAGACGUUCCGCUUCCCUGUGGAGUACAGUGAGCUGUGCAAUCGCAAGCUGCACUUCAGCGUUUACGACUUUGACCGCUUUACGAGUCAUGACAUGAUCGGAGAGGUGGUGGUCGAUAACCUGUUUGAGCUGUCUGACCUAUCACGUGAAGCUGUGGUUUGGAAGGACAUCCUUGCAGCCACUACAGAGAGUGUUGAUCUGGGUGAAAUUAUGUAUUCCCUUUGCUAUCUUCCCACGGCUGGUCGCAUGACCCUCACCGUAAUCAAGUGUCGCAAUCUGAAAGCCAUGGACAUUACUGGCUACUCCGAUCCAUACGUUAAAGUCUCCCUCAUAUGUGAUGGUCGGAGACUGAAGAAGCGGAAGACGACAACCAAAAAGAACACACUCAACCCUGUCUAUAACGAGGCCAUCAUUUUUGACAUCCCUCCUGAGAAUGUGGAGCAGGUCAGCCUGUCCAUAAUGGUGAUGGAUUACGACAGAGUUGGACACAAUGAAGUGAUAGGAGUAUGCAGGACAGGGCCGGAUGCAGAGGGUCUUGGAAGGGACCACUGGAACGAGAUGCUGGCUUAUCCACGCAAGCCCAUCACCCACUGGCAUGCACUUUGUGAGUGGCCUGGAAGAGCAUCCAGUUUUGAGAGUCAAGGAUCAUGUCCAUCCCCAAAACCUCCACAGACCCCAUAACACCCCGGAACACAAAUCUAAUGGCAAAACAUAUUUGGUUUGUAUAAUUAAUAGGGUAUAUUUUUCUUUAGUUUUAGCUUGCUGCAUUCUUCUUUGGCAAAGAAUUAAACAUGACUGGUAUGCCUGCUACAGACACAAUCGAGUUUCCACAUCUCACAGUUUCUUUGACAUUUUGCUGGUGCUGAGUUUAUGAGCUCCUAAAACAAUAGUUUUCAGGUCACUUUGAAGCUGACAGUGAAAUAAUGUGAAGUCUCUUGCUGUUUGACAGUAUAAUGAUGACAUGUCAGUUU
Molecule: messenger RNA, 2117 nt
Organism: Carassius auratus (goldfish)
Lineage: Eukaryota; Metazoa; Chordata; Actinopteri; Cypriniformes; Cyprinidae
Product: synaptotagmin-10-like
Exons: 7
Coding region: 1-1827 (608 amino acids)
Biological process (GO): calcium-ion regulated exocytosis
Cellular component (GO): plasma membrane; exocytic vesicle
Molecular function (GO): phosphatidylserine binding; SNARE binding; clathrin binding
Source: RefSeq, a predicted model, not a curated record